AUGUCCGCCUUCAAUUCGAUGUACAUCGACGCCCAAACCAAUAACGCGUCGGACCUGACCGAGGCGCAAGCGAUCCACGACGCGGGUUUGAUCAUUCUGUACAACGUCACUGCGCUGGCCCUGCAGACGCUGUUUUACGGCAUAUACGUCGUGCUGAUCCUGUUUUCUACAUGGGUACUUUGCCAACGCGGAUUGCCGAGGGCCAACUUGAUGAUGCUCGUCACGAUCCUCGUCAUGUUCAUCUCUUCGACGAGCGGCUUCUGGGUGCACACUGUGACGGUCCUGAAGAGGAUCCGAAGCCUGCUCGUCGAACAGCCCGGUGAACCGAUCGCAGCCAAGCUUCCAUUGAUCAGGGACUCGUUGCGCGGCAUGGAGGGCGGCGCCUUCUACUGCUCUCUUAUCAACGUGAGCGUUAUAUCUGUCUGCGAGUGA
Messenger RNA from Heterobasidion irregulare TC 32-1, 432 nucleotides. RefSeq lists its product as uncharacterized. The coding region runs from base 1 to 432 and encodes 143 amino acids. The record is from RefSeq and is a predicted model, not a curated record. The transcript is spliced from 3 exons. NCBI's taxonomy places the organism in Eukaryota, Fungi, Basidiomycota, Agaricomycetes, Russulales, Bondarzewiaceae.